AUGAACUCCCACAACUGCGACUCUUCAGAGGACGAGUACGAGGAGGGCAACGAAGAGCUGCUGGACAUGCAGUGUCUCUUCUGCUCGGAGCACUUUCCCUCCUUUGAGGGCACCUUCUCGCAUAUCACCGCCGAGCAUGGCCUCGACUUUGUGGGCACCUGCAAAGGUUCCGGCAAGGUGUACAACACCAUUCAGUUCAUCAAACUGGUCAACUACAUUCGCACAAAGGCCGUCGAAGCGGGCGAGGUGGAGACGGUGAUUAUCAGCAACGCCUAUGACCGCGACGACUACCUGAAGCCCAGUCUCGAGGAUGAUCACUUGUUGAUGUUUGAUUACGACAACGACGAUGAUGAUGAUGACCAUACCGCACAAGGUUCACACGAAAUAGAACAACAUUCACAACAGCCGCCUUCUCAAGAUUCAUCAGCCUCAACUGCUGAACAGAUUGCCGAUCUCGAAACGCACUACAAGGGGGCCUCAAAGGAGGCCGUCAUCGCCGACCUUCUUCAGCUGAAGAGCCGCUACGAGGCUCUGAAGACCCUCUCCGGCGAGAUGAAGCAGUUCAUUCAGGGCAGCAUCGCCGCCGAUGAUCAGUCCACUGCCACAGGCACCACAAACACUCAGGACCAAAGCCUGCGAUCAUCAGACCUGGCCGCCGACGCCGACUACAUCAGCUCCUACGCCCACUUCGGCAUUCACCACGUGAUGCUCUCCGACAGGGCGCGAACACUGGCCUACAAGGACGCCAUCCUGGAGAAUGCGGAGCAAUUCAAGGGGAAGACGGUCCUGGACAUUGGCUGCGGCACCGGCAUUCUCUCGCUGUUUGCCGCCAAGGCGGGCGCCUCGCUGGUGGUGGCCGUCGACCAGAGCGACAUCGUCUACAACGCCAUGGACAUCGUCCGCCUGAACGGCUACGAGGCGGUCAUCCGCCCGGUGAAGGGCCGCCUCGAGUCGCUCGACUUUGCCGCCCUCGGCCUGCCCACCACCUACGACUUUAUCGUCUCCGAGUGGAUGGGCUACUUCCUCCUCUUUGAGGGCAUGCUCGACACGGUUCUCUUCGCGCGUGACCGUUUCCUGAAACCGAACACCGGGCUGCUGCUGCCCAACCGCAGCAAGCUCUUCCUGGCGGCCUUCAGCGACGCGGCCUUCUACGAGCGGCACAUCGACUUCUGGCACGACGUGUACGGCUUCAAGAUGACCACCAUGAUUGGCGACGUGGUGGGCGAGGCGGCCGUGGACUGCCUGGCGGAGGGCACCGUCGUCAGCUCGGCGGAAACGAUCGCCGAGCUGGACAUUGCCCGGUGCAGUCUGGCCGAUGUCACCACGAUCACCUCGCGCGUGCUGGAGCUCAAGUUUGAGAAGGCGGCCACGGUGCAUGGACUGAUUGGCUGGUUCGACGUGUACUUUGACGCCCUCUGCCGGACGGUCGUUCUGAGCACCUCGCCCUUUGCCGAGGAGCCCACCCACUGGAAGCAGACGAUCUUCCUCUUGGCCGAGCCCAUCUCGGUGGAGGCGGGCAAGACGCUGGAUAUUGAGGUCACCGUGGCUCGGGACCGGGUGUCCAAUGGCCGAGGGCUGGUGGUGCAGAUGAUGCUGCUCAACCAGGGAGGUGGAAAUCGCCGCCGUCUGGAGUACAGUAUCAGCUGUUAA
Messenger RNA from Rhagoletis zephyria (snowberry fruit fly), 1650 nucleotides. NCBI's taxonomy places the organism in Eukaryota, Metazoa, Arthropoda, Insecta, Diptera, Tephritidae. The record is from RefSeq and is a predicted model, not a curated record.